AUGUUAUCGAAGGAGUAUCUAGGCGAGGUGGCUUUGUCACUGGAAUCGUGGUUUAGAGGCGAGGGCGAGGAAAAUGUUUUGGGGUUUGAUGAGCCUGGAAAUAAGCCUUUUUCUGUCGACCUCUUAUCGACGCGACCCAAUACAGCUGCUACGGGUAGCAUUCAGCUCAAGAUUGGAUUCGUCCCUCCCCAUGGAACACAUGACCUUUUAGAGUACGAUGAGAUUUACGGAGAGUUCGUUAAGCGCUCUAGGCCUUCUUUGGUCUCGGCUCCUGCUACAGAAGGCGUCGGCACCAUCCGCUCACAUCACGCCAACGGGAACCAAUACGCUUUCCAAGACGACGGAGGGCUCUCUUCAGACGACGAAGAUGAAGACAAGGAAGGCGAAGACGAAUUCGUCGAUGCCCACGAAGAUAAAGCCACAACCACCAACAACAUCCCUCUCACAGAGCUAUACACACCAUCAACACCAACCGAAGUGGACAAGGCUUUACCACCGCUCGUCACCGCUGCUACCACGGGUAUCAGGCCUCCCCCACCCGAACUCAUCAUUCAGCCAAGUUCUCCCUGUGGUAGCACGACGCCUACACACAGCGCAGCCCUCAAAACAGCCACACCGCUCACGCAGCCGACGCCAAAAGCGACGAGUGGUGGGUUCAUGCCCAAGAUGAAGUUUACGAGGAAGAUAUCGGGGCUUACUGGGAUUGGCGGUCGCGGUGGUGGUCGUGAGGGGGGAACGAAGGCUCAAUCCCGCUCGAGGAGUUCAUCGAUGGGCCAGUGA
This is a messenger RNA of Laccaria bicolor S238N-H82, 780 nucleotides long. RefSeq lists its product as uncharacterized. The coding region runs from base 1 to 780 and encodes 259 amino acids. The record is from RefSeq and is a predicted model, not a curated record. Lineage: Eukaryota; Fungi; Basidiomycota; Agaricomycetes; Agaricales; Hydnangiaceae. The transcript has 4 exons.